AUGUCAGACGAAAUUUUGGACCGACUCGUCAAGGCGAUUGAGAAGUUGUCUUCGAAUGGGGACCAACUUCCAAAGCCAGAGAAACUGACGAUAUAUGACGAUUAUGACCUCUGGGAGGACCGAAUGAAGUUGUACCUCGAGUCCGUCAGCGAAGGGAACCGAUCACUGGUCAUCCUUGGCCAACUGGACAGUGAGGUUUACGCCGUUGCCAGAGCGGCCAACAUCACUCCUUCGCUGACUACCGCGACAAUUUUCGAGCGUCUUCGACGAGAGUUCGGUCGCUCUUCCAUGCCAUGGGUUGCUCGCGCAACACUGAGGGACCGUCGCCAGCAUCCUGGAGAGUCCGUGGUCGACUUCCAGCGACAUUUGCGUGUUCUGGCCAAACACGCAUAUCCAGAUGACUCUUGCGCUGCCCCGGAAGACAGGAUUCGCGAUAACUUCGUCGACGGUGUUGCCAACCCCGACGUUCGUCGCAAGUUCAUGCUGGACCCACCCAAAACUCUCAAAGCGGCACUCGAUAUCGCCCGCGAUGAAGAAGUGGUCUCCACCGCGCUAUCCUCAUCCCCCGGACCUUCUUUCCCAGUGGCCGCGGCUCCCCGCUUUCAAACUGCCUCUGCACAAGGCCAGAUGGUCAAUGUCUUCGCCAUGGGACAGCGACCGACCUGCGACAUCGGGACGCAAACAGCGAGAUGGCAGUGGGACCCUCAACCACCGUCAACCCCUCGAUAUGGCCAGCGACCUACUCCUCGGCGUGGAAACUGGAGGGUCCAACGCGGUCGUUGGACUCGCCCUCAAUACAUGCCCGGUGUUCAUACGAUCACCGCAGGUGAGGAAGAAGAGAACGGUAAGUUAGUAAUUUUAUCUGAUUUAUUGAUUGCAAACAUAGGUUCUAUGCCUUAUUGCCCUACCGUAAAUGCAUCUAUAAGUAACAUUAGAUUUCCAUGCUUAGUUGAUUCAGGGGCAGGUUGCUCCCUCAUUAGGCAUCACGUAUUUCGCCAGUUACAAACGAAAGUUAGAUAUUGUAGUAAACUCAAAGUUUGCCUGAAAACGGCUAACGGCACCACCUUACGGCAUGUAGGCAUGGUAGAACUUGGGAUAGAGCUAGGUUGUGCUGUAUUUAAUCAUAGGUUUGUUGUUUGCUGUGACAUAGCAUGGGACUGUAUAUUAGGCGCAGAUUUUCUUCAUGCAUUUAAAUGUUCUCUCGACUUUAACGUUAACGCCCUCCGUGUCAGCGGUACUGAAGUACCACUUACGUUCGAGAUGCCUCUCCGUCAACCAGAAGUUAACACGGUCAAGCUAGAAUGUAUAGAAAGCCUAAUCCCACCUACCUUGGAUAAGAAAUGUUCGACCAGUUUAUAUAAUUUGAUACACGAGUUUAAGGACAUUUUCGAUUGGGACGGCCGUUCACUCGGGCGAACCAAUGUUGCUCAACAUGAAAUUGAUACGGGUACGGCCCGGCCAGUUAAAAUUCCGCCUAGACGAUUGCCGGUAUUCUACCAGACACAAUUAAAGGCAAUGAUAGAUGACAUGCUCGACCGAAGGAUUAUCAGGCCAUCUAAUUCUCCUUGGUCCUCUCCAGUUGUAUUAGUCAUGAAGAAGGACGGAUCCUUGAGGUUAUGUGUCGACUACCGUAAAUUAAACGAGUUGACAACUAAAGACUCCUUUCCAUUACCUCGUAUCGAUGCAACCCUAGAUGCUCUCUCAGGUAAUCGAGUUUUUACUACUCUAGACCUGGCGGCCGGAUACUGGCAGGUAGAAGUAAGGCCAUCUGACCGUGAGAAAACAGCUUUUUCGGUACCCACUGGUCUAUACGAGUUUGAAACCAUGCCUUUCGGGUUAGCCAAUGCGCCCAGCACAUUCCAACGGCUCAUGAACCAAGUCCUUGCCUAGUUUAUUCCAAAGGCUUGUUUGGUGUACUUAGACGACAUCAUCGUGCUCGGGAAGGAUUUCAAAGACCACCUACAAAACCUACAAUCAGUAUUCAGCAGCCUGCGGCAGGCAGGCCUUAUCCUCAAACCAGCAAAAUGCGUCUUCUUUCGAGAUAAAGUAAAGUUCUUAGGACAUGUGGUGCCCGAAUCGGGUAUCGAAACGGACGAAGAUAAGGUAAAGGAGGUUAGGGACUGGCCCACACCUAAUAACGUAGCAGAGGUCAGAAGUUUCUCUGGCUUGGCUUCGUACUACAGAAAGUUCAUUAAAGAUUAUGCCCACAUAGCCGCGCCGUUGAAUAAACUCACGCAGAAGGGAGUCAGAUUUAAAUGGACCCCAGAAUGUGAAGCUAGCUUCCAAACCCUUAAGAAUAGCCUUUGUUCCAGUCCUGUCUUGACUUUUCCUGACAUUAGCGACCAAGCGGGCAUUUUCGUACUCGACACAGAUGCCAGCGAGACUGCGAUUGGUGCGGUGCUGUCUCAGCGGCAGGCGGACGGCACUGAACGAGUAAUCCAGUAUUUAAGUCGGUCACUCACCAAGGCAGAAAGAAGAUACUGCGUAACCAGGAAGGAGAUGCUUGCGCUCACCUUCUUCAUCGAAGAGUGCCGGCCAUUCUGGGAGUACCGAAAAUUUCUCGUCCGAACCGAUCACAGUUCCUUGGCAUGGCUACGCAAUUUUAAAAAUGCCGAGGGUCAGGUCGCGAGAUGGCAAGAGCGACUGGCGGGGUUUGAAUUCGACUGUAACCAUCGGCCAGGGCGCCAGCAUAACAACGCAGAUGCCCUCUCGAGGAAACCGUAUCGUCCCCACGGUGAAUGCCCGUCUUGCACAGACAUUAGCAUCGGCAGCAUAACACUUCAUGAUGACCAGAGCAGCCUUUGGGCUCAGGCUCAGCGCGAUGAUCCUCAUAUAGGCCCCAUCUACUACAGAAAGCUAGGCGAAUCGCGGCCUUUGAGUGGACCCGAGCUUCGGGGUUUAAGUUACGAGACGCGCUGUCUGCACACGGUGUGGGAUAAGCUUUUUCUAGAUAAUGGGGUAUUGUUCUACCGCGACGGUGAUCAGUAUCCCCGACGUAUCGUUCUACCGUUAUCCAUGACCGAUGAUGUCCUCACGCGAAUACACACUCAGCUAGGGCACGUAGGAAUCCAUAAGACCGAGUGGGCUGUAAGGAGGAGAUAUUAUUGGCCCAACUUAAGACGAUAUGUGUGGGAUUUUAUUCGGUAUUGCGACUUGUGUAAUCAACUAAAGCCGCCACCUCACUUGAACAGAGCGCCCCUUCAACCAAUCUUGACAGGCUACCCCAACGAACUCGUUGGCGUUGACAUCAUUGGACCCAUAGCUCCAUCAGUCCGGGGCAACCGUUACAUUCUGGUCAUGGUGGACUUCUUUACGAAAAUGGCUGAGGUGGAACCAUUGCCCAAUAUGUCGGCGGAAACGGUCGCUGAGGCCAUUUUUAAUGGUUGGGUAUGUAGAUGGGGAGCCCCAGACCAAAUUCACUCAGAUCGAGGAAGUUCAUUUGAAAACGCAAUUCUUCACAGUCUUUGUAAGUACUUACGGAUCAAUAAGACACGCACUACUGCUUACCACCCGCAGGGUAACGGACAAGUUGAGCGAACGAAUAGAACGCUAAUCGGAUUGUUAAAAGCCUUUGUUGAUCGUCAGGCACCCUUCACGUGGGACGAUGCCUUACCCCAUGCAUGCUCGCAUACCGUUCCACGAUUCACUCCUCGACCCAGCAGUCGCCGUUCGCUCUCACCUGUGGUCGGGAAAUGCGGAUACCGGAAGACCUCCAAGUACCACUGGAGAAUAACCAAGUACCAGUAAAUUCCUAUGUCACCAGGCUACAUAAUAAGUUGCGUAUUGCAGCCGAGGAAGCGCGAACACACUUACGUGGAUCCCAAAACCGACAGAAGGACCAUUAUGACAAACUCGCUCAUGGGUGCCCAUAUGUUGUUGGUGACAUCGUAUGGCUCAGAGAACAUACAGCCCCGCAAGGAAUACCGAGUAAAUUUGUGUUAGACUGGUCUGGUCCGUACACUGUAACCAAGGUGAUCUCUGACACGACCUGUGUGAUUCAGGACCGCGAGCGACCUUUCGCGGCGGAAAUUACCGUCCAUUUUAAUCGACUAAAGCUGGGAGAGAGACCGGAUGCAUUUGGUUCCGAAGAUCAAGGAAAUACCGCCUGUGAUGUCGAUCGUGACCAAGUUGGAAGGAUCGUUGAAAUCCCACCUGAGGGUGGGGACGAGUUUGAAGUACAUUUUAGCGACAGGCGGCACAAUGUCGAAGACCACAGGUCAAUGCUGCAUGACGUCAGUCAAAACGAGGGCACAGCAAUCGCUGAGGACAGCGACGUCUCUAUGGAGGAGGGAGUGAUGUAA
Messenger RNA from Spirometra erinaceieuropaei, 4301 nucleotides. The record is from the annotation of a GenBank genome assembly. NCBI's taxonomy places the organism in Eukaryota, Metazoa, Platyhelminthes, Cestoda, Diphyllobothriidea, Diphyllobothriidae.